Molecule: messenger RNA, 847 nt
Organism: Corythoichthys intestinalis (scribbled pipefish)
Lineage: Eukaryota; Metazoa; Chordata; Actinopteri; Syngnathiformes; Syngnathidae
Gene: bet1l
Product: Bet1 golgi vesicular membrane trafficking protein-like
Exons: 4
Coding region: 55-387 (110 amino acids)
Biological process (GO): retrograde transport, endosome to Golgi; regulation of retrograde vesicle-mediated transport, Golgi to ER
Cellular component (GO): SNARE complex
Molecular function (GO): SNAP receptor activity
Source: RefSeq, a predicted model, not a curated record
AUUACGUUUGGUUCCGAGUCUGUAUCCAGAGUGACGUUGACGUUACUCGCCAACAUGGCGGCGGACUGGGACCGAGGGCAUGGCUCCGUGGAGGACAUGCUUGACGCUGAGAACAAGCGCCUGGCUGACAGUUUGGUCACUAAAGUGUCCCGACUCAAAUCUCUGGCGUACGACAUUGACAGAGAGGCCGAAGAUCAGAACGACUAUUUGGACAGCAUGAACUCCAACUUCCUUAGCACUACGGGCCUGCUGGGAGGUACCGUGAGGCGCUUCUACAACACAAUAGGCUCAGGACGUGAAAACCGGCGCAUCAUGUGCUACAUCGCCAUCGGCCUGAUCGUCAUAUUCUUCCUGCUCUACUACACCAUCGCCGGAAUGAGCCACUGACCCGCUCGGCAUCUCUGAUCCACUCCUGCAGCAGAGGACCACAGAACCGAAUGGAAAAAAGUCAGGCACUGAGAUGAUCUGAAAGAGGUGGCAAUAGAAUUGAGUUAGCUGGAACCAAAAUACUUUUUUUUUAUAUGUAGAAUUCAAUUUGACACAGACUCUUUAAAAAAAAUCUCUGGAAGAAGUGCGGAUUAUUCGGUCAAGUUGAAGUAUUUCUGUACAUAUAUAGUUUCUUAAUUCAACCAUCAUUUGUAAAAGACGGUGAUUUAUUAAAUGUAAAUGUUUAUGCUACCACAGAUGGCAGGAGACAGCUACUACAUGUUUAUUUAUUUGUUUGUUUGUUUAAUCCAACAUGAAAAUGCUCAUUUCUUCUUGUCAGAUUGUUGCUAUGGUUUCUUUCCAAUUUCAUUCUGCUUUUGUGUUUACUUGACUCCUCUAUUAAAUAGUCUUUAACACUAAA